Lineus longissimus is the source of this 10784-nucleotide messenger RNA. RefSeq names its product voltage-dependent L-type calcium channel subunit beta-1-like. The coding region runs from base 1476 to 3296 and encodes 606 amino acids. NCBI's taxonomy places the organism in Eukaryota, Metazoa, Nemertea, Pilidiophora, Heteronemertea, Lineidae. Gene Ontology annotation, biological process: calcium ion transmembrane transport. Gene Ontology annotation, molecular function: protein binding; voltage-gated calcium channel activity. Gene Ontology annotation, cellular component: voltage-gated calcium channel complex. The transcript has 13 exons. The record is from RefSeq and is a predicted model, not a curated record.
UCUCUUGCAAUACGUAAAAUCUCGUUUGACAAUUUGUGCGACGUUCGAUGGCGUAAUGGUGAUUCUUAACAUUGACGACGAACGGGAGAAACUGGACUUCCUAAUCGAGGAAUAUUCCUUCUUUUUCUGGCUGUGGAAUAUCAUCAUUGUUUUGGCGUUGUGCGGCCUCCAGGAAAUAUCCGCCGUCGUCUAUCGGAGAGUUCUGUGAUAAAGUAUGCAGUGUGUCGCAGGCAGUCCAAUAUUUCUAGCCGUGUAGUCUGAUGGCUUGUGCGUUCAUUCAAAUUAUCGACUCGGUGUUUGGUAUUCUGGCUUCUGCUAUGCAAGGAAGAGUUACGGGUCUUACUACUGAGGGCGCUGGCCACCUGUGUCUAUCUGUGAUGUGAACUAACUCCGGGCAGAAUAAUCGCCGUUAUUCCACCUGACUUUUAUCCGCUAUUACAUCUGCUGUUCAUCUCGUAAUUACGAAUAUCAUCGUCUGGGUGCAUCUGGAUGCUACCCAGGUAUUCACUCAUCUUCCUGAUUUUGAUGCCUGCAUGAAUUGCCUGCUGUGUAGGCUCUUAUAACUUUCUGAACCUAAAAAGUGCUACAUUUGGCCUAGAUUCUAGGUUAAACCUAAUCCUAGGCAACUAUGUGCUGCAUUUAACCUUGACCCAUCUGAAUAAUAAUCUGACCUUUACCUGGAAGGACAUGAUAUUCAACUAGUGCUGAUAACGUAAUCGUUAUCACGUUUGACAUUUUUUGGAAACAUUGACUUCAGAUCACAAUUUGACCUUGGGAUAAGCUUGACCUCACCAGGUCACCUUCACCUCGUCUAGAAACCAAGGUCACUCACACGGUUUCAGUCCACGUGCACUUGUAGAGUUGAAUUUCUAGGUCAGCCUACAGGUGAUUCUGUGUUAAUACAAUAAAUUCUCGAGGAUAUAUAUUAGGCCUACCUAUGUAGCAGCUGUAUAUAGAUAGGUGAAGAACAGAUAAACAUACAUUGAAUAGCACCUUCGGCAUCAGAUGUGUAAGUUGAUAUAUGUGCAGUGUACUGUUUGCUGCUUCGGAUUAGCCAAAAAAAGUGAACAGUGAUUGCAGUUAGAGCCGUCUAGAACUGUCUACUGUCAGCAACGUUGGACCCUUUGCUGCAAUAUUCAGCGAAGAGGCUUUUCGAACUUCGUGUACGGUUAAAAAACUUAACAGUGGUUGCAGUUUUAGCAGAAUUAUAUCAUCUACUCAGACAGCUAAGUUGGACCCUCGGCGUUACGUGUGCGUCGCAAAAAAACCAUCAAAGGACUCUGUGUUGAACCUGACAGGAGUACACUAGCUUUAAAUUGAUAGUCUCGGAUUCCGUCUAUGCUGGGAUCUGCUAAAAGCUAGUCGUUCGAUUUUGAACUUUUUUCACGUAGUUGAUCAAUAGAUGGAUCCCGUUGGGAGCAUGUCCUAUAGUAGUAGUAGUAGGGAGAGGAAAACAGGAGAUUAUACUGGACACCAUGAAGAUUGUCAAGCAGGGUUCUGCCGACUCAAAUUAUAGCCAGCCCUCUUCGGACCUCUCUUUAGACGAGGAACGGGAGGCUACACGGCGCGAGACGGAACGCCAGGCAGUAGGACAGUUAGAAAAAGCAAGACAAUAUCGUAGGAUUUUAGCCGUUUGUAAGACAAAACCAGUAGCUUUUGCCGUACGAACAAAUGUAGCUUACGAUGGUUCAUUAGAUGACGAUUCACCGGUCCAUGGGUAUGCAGUUUCAUUCUCCGUCAAGGAUUUUCUACAUAUAAAAGAGAAAUUUAAUAAUGACUGGUGGAUAGGUCGAUUAGUUAAAGAAGGCUGUGAUGUGGGCUUCAUCCCUAGUCCAGCCAAGCUGGAGAACCUCAAACUCCAGCAAACAGCUACGGGUAAAUCAGGAAAACUUUACACAACCAAAACCAACUCCUCCACCAAUAUAGAUAACUUGUUGUCCAACUCAAAGUCUUCGAAUUCACGAGGUUCAACGCCUCCUACACCAGGUGUAGAAGUCGACCAGAAUGGGUUGGACAGCAACGUCGGCGAGGAUAGUGAUAGUUUAGGAACAAAUAAGACAAGUAAAACUAGUAUUACCCCACCAGCCAAGGAGAAGAGGAAGCCGUUCUUCAAAAAGUCUGAGAAUGUUCCCCCAUACGAAGUUGUGCCUUCCAUGAGACCGGUAGUAUUAAUUGGGCCUUCCCUCAAAGGGUACGAAGUAACAGAUAUGAUGCAGAAAGCCCUCUUUGAUUACCUCAAACAUCGGUUUGAGGGAAGAAUAUCAAUUACCCGAGUGACAGCUGAUAUCUCUCUUGCAAAACGGUCUUUACUGAAUAAUCCUAGUAAAAGAGCGAUUAUGGAGAGGUCCAAUAGCAGGUCCAGUUGUAUAGCGGAAGUGCAGGCAGAGAUAGAGAGGAUAUUUGAAUUGGCGCGUACCCUGCAGCUGGUCGUGCUGGACUGUGAUACCAUUAAUCAUCCCUCACAGUUGGCCAAGACGUCACUCGCACCCAUUGUAGUUUAUCUCAAGAUUUCUUCCGCAAAGCAGGUUCUGCAAAGGCUGAUAAAAUCGAGGGGGAAGUCCCAAAGUAGGAACAUGAAUGUACAGUUAGUGGCUGCAGACAAGCUUUCGCAAUGUAAUCCGGAACUGUUUGAUGUGAUGUUGGAUGAGAAUCAACUGGAGGAUGCUUGUGAGCAUCUCGCCGAGUACCUGGAGGCCUACUGGCGUGCGACCCACCCCCCGACGGCUCAGUCUCCACGCCACCAGCCGCUCGAGCCCCUGGCGCCGCGGAGCACCACAGUUCAGUCGCCACUUUCGAGGCAUAAUACUGCGCCUGCACAACAACAUCACCCGCAACGUGCGAUGAGUUCGGAACGCCCAGAGCGACAUCGAGGAGAACACGAAUCUCCUGAUCGUUACGAUCGGCGUGACGGUGGUCACCGGUAUCAGGAUCAGGGGUACGGCGAUGAGCGCUAUCACGAUCGCGCCUCACGAGACACUAGAGCUCGCGACUAUGAUCGCGAACGUGAUAUUCGGUCGCAGGAUUAUGACCGCGAUCAUGACAGAGAUAUUAGGACUCGGGAUUAUGAUCGAGAAAAAGACUACCGUGAUUAUGACGAUCCGAGAUCACGUGACUAUAACCGUGAACAAGAUUUUACUUACGAUGAUUUCAACUCACGAGGGCGAGAUCCUCGCCGAGAUCGCAUUGAGCGAGAACGUAUGGACAGUCGUGAGCGAGACUAUGACCGGGGUGAUAGGUCAUACGGCUCUCCGAGAAGCCAGCGCUACCCACCUAGGCAGGGCAGUAUUGCCAUUUAGCGAAUCGUGAAUAUGGCCGGUUUUAAAAAUUUGAAUACACUGUUUUGUUCUAUUUCGUUGGCUCAAUAUUCAACUUGUGAAGGAGGCGCGAGUUGAUGUGCUAGGAGGCCAUUUUGGACAUUAGGAGUUGGAGUAGGGAGGUGCCGACGCAAGCAAGCAAGUGAAUGUGCGAAUAAUUGUCCCAUCACUAGACAUUCAGUUUCAAGACACGGUGAUGAUUUGCUCAAUUUGUUAGAAGGACACCGAUUGGUCAAUUCAUUUUGACACACAAAAUGGCAAGUGAUUGGCCUCUUGGAUAAGACGCAUGGCCGUUGAUUGGAGGAAAAGAGGGCGUGACUGUACGGAAUCCACCUUAACCCUGCCACCGCCGACCACAACUUAACCUUUUUUACCCAUUUUCAUAUAUUAUCUUGGGAGUGUUGAUUCAUUGUCGAUAAGAGUUUUAAGCUAUGCAUUGUGUUACGGUUCUUUGGGGACUCUGACGACAGGUAGAUUUGAUUUCUCAUAUUAUUAGCAUGGCUUGUUACAGCAUGAGGGCGCCACUCAACAUGAGAGUUUUAUAGCACAAGUUGGUUCUCUGAAAACAAGAUUACCUGUGGAGUGACCUUGUUAGUGGCUGUCGUGAGAGUACGGUAGCACCUCGCUAUUGAGAAAAUCAUUCAGACUGACAAAUUUUGUUUGAUUUGGAGGACUUAAACUCUCUUCAUACUACCAAGUACUGCACAAACCUGCAGAAUGUUCCAGUAAGUGAAAAACAGCUCUCCUACAUGAUAUUUUGGGAUGAGGGCUUAAACAGGGAGGCCUGCCAUCCUUAAUAGAGAUGUCCUGAUCACAGAGGUUGAUUUCAGCAGAAAGGCCACUUUCCAGACCACUACCAGUGUCCUCGAUAGAGAGGGUUUCCUGCUAAGAGAUGUUCCUCUGUAAUCAUUUGUCUCCAGUUGUAUGCACAUGCUAACACUCAUGUUGAGAAACACCUAAACUAACAGUAAGGCCUACCAUGGGGAAUUUUGUAUGCACAUGCUAACACUCAUGUUGAGAAACACCUAAACUAACAGUGAGGCCUACCAUGGGGAAUUUUGCCAAGUAGUCAGUCUGUGAAGAAAUUACAAAGGUCUUUAUGAGUAUCUAGUCCCCAGGUUUGAAUUCUAACUGAAUGGCCGUGUUACUCCUAUGUAUCAUUACCUUCUUGGCUUGACCUCCAGCACGCAUGCUCUGAACCGUCAAAUUCUAACUCCUCUUUAUUUUUGCGAUUUUGCUAAAAUUUCAAAAAAAAAUGAAAUUGUCCACCAUUCUUAUCCGGCAGAUUAUGAAACUUCUUUUUUGGUUCUUCGAAGAAAAAUGUAUUUUCCCAGUCACCCAGCUCACCUGUGGCAAAUUUAUAACAAAGCCUGCAACUCCACCUUUCUUGCUUGCGAGUUGUCAACUAACUAAAAGUGCAAUAUGCUAAUUUCUUACCUGGUAAUUGGUGAUUAAAGAAGAGCAGGAGUGAACAGAUUCUUGACAAAGAUAGCCACCAUGUGCAAUACUUAAGAGGUUUAUGAGGGGAAAAUGGGGCAAGAAACCUGCAGUUUGUGCUUAUGAAGGAGAAAAAGGGAAAGAUAGCCACUAUGUGCAAUGACUCGUAGGUUUACGAAGGACAAAUGCAAAUAGCUUCAGUCAAGAAUCUUGUGGUGAAGUUUUCGGUUUGGUUUCAUUUCGUUUCACGAUUUAAUUUUUCAGUGUUGAGUGUCGCCAUCUAUUAUGAUUGGAGUAACUGCCAUGAGUUGAGAACAAUACGAAAGUUUGGAGUCGACUGCAUCACGAGGAGUUGCAAUCUCAUGUGUCCGUGACCUUGAGUGUCAAGGUCACUUCGAAUGUCAAGGUCAUUUCGAAUUUGACCUUCACCUCUCUUGAAGGUUGUCUAUAUCAAAAAAUGAUUUUGUUAAUUUUCUGUACAGACUCUGGUUGUUGCAAUUUCAGUGUACUUCGUACAGACCUGUGUUUUGGUCAAGGUCAAAGGUCAUGGUUAGAAUAUUUAUAUCGGAGUGGUCCGCCAUACAUAAUGUGUUCAAGUGCUACUGAUAGCUGUAAUCGGCGGCGUAUGCUAAAUUUCGGUGGGUUGUUUUUACCCAUGAUUCAGAGAACCUUGUUUGCAUGCAAAUUAUAUCGAAUAUUUGUCUUAUUCCAAAUUGGAAACAAACCCCUGUGCUAUAAAAGUUGUAAAACCCUUAUCAAAUAACAGUAGUUCUUAUCGAAUCUUUCGUGCUCGUAUCAGAGCCUGGUUCUCAAAUCCUUUAUCAGGUAGCAGUAGAUCUUGCUGAAUUUUUCAUGUUUGUAACAGAGCCUGGUUUAUCCUCGUUACCCUUGACAACUGUUUCCACGGCAACUGUAUAUACUCUCCAUGGUGAUAAUCAAAACCCCCUCGGCCUCGGUCAUGUUGGUAUUGUGUACCAGGUGUAGGCAUGGUCAUUAAAGUACCACUGUAUUCAGGCAAGCUUUGCAAAUGCAUGGAAAUGAUGGACUUCCACUUGGUGUCUAAAUAAAACCUGUUGAUGCCAAUAGGGUCCGGCAUAGUUCUGACAGAAUGUGAGUAAAGUGGGCCUUUAGGGUCUAGGCCAAAAAAUAGUUAAUCAUUUAAAAAACUAGAAAAUUGAAAUUUCUGGAAUACUCAGUUGACAGUAUCAGCAGUCCGUUUAAUCUUACUUGGACUUGAUGGGAAGUUACUUGGUUAGGAAGGUGGCCCUUUAUACACAAAGGCACUUGAGGGGAUUAUCCUGUUUCUCGCCAAACGGUUUGAAAAAUAUAGACUUUACUUUGACGUUAUCAUCUCAAUGAAGACUGGAUAGGGCAAAUCAACCAAAAUGAUGAAAAGAAUGUGAGCUUUAUGCUUUUCUUUGAUUUUCAACUCUAAUUUUCAUGCUUUACUACAAUGAAACAAUGCAAUUUUUUUCUUGCUUCGAUUUUUUUGGCGCAGUGUUGAAUUUGAAACACGCUUCCUGAUCUUGUGAUCAGAUGGAAAAAUGGAUGUGAUGACGUCACGAUAUGCAUUGUGUGCGUCAGGGUUUGAAAAUCGGUUGACAUUAGAUGGUGCAGUAUGUUGAAAUCUUGCGCCAUUUAGGCCCUAACUAUGUCUUAAAUGAAUUGAGUGUGCAUGUAUAUGUGUAUAUGAAAGCCUUUCAGUACAAAACUUAUAUAAAUGAUGUUAUUGAUGGUCGUAAUGAUCAUUAUUGGUGGAACUCAUAUGCUAUGCUUUCAUAGAGUGCCUAAAAAGCGUGUUUCAUGUUGAUUGAAGCCAGAACUAUGUACAGUAUCUGUAAAGAUCUGUGUAGAUUUCAGGUUCAAUCAGGGUGAAACUUGCUGGGAUCUUCGUCAUUUCUCAAAAAAAAACAAAAUCAACUAUUUUCUUACGAAAACUGAGUACACAAAUUUCCAUGGUAAUUUCGUUGUUUUACCCAGUUCAUUAAAUGGUAUAAAUAUAAUAAAUAUAUUAUAUAAAUAAGAUAUAUAUAUAAGAAAUAUAUAGUUCAUCAUACUGAUAUUCAUAUGUGGUGGUUUACCAUUUUUAAUAAAAAUCGCAUUUCUCUAGUCACUGUCUAAAUCUUGUUCCUAGGAGUCCCAUGCUCAUGUUACCUAGGAGCCAGGUUGCUCUGUCAUCAACAAUUUUCAGCGUUUUCUCAAAUUCAUGAUUCAUUGAUGGCAGGUCAUGUGUUCUAUUAUAUCCUCCUGUCACCCCUUUGUCAUUUCACUUUUGGUAUAAUCAGUUUCAAUAUGUACAAACCAAUGUAUAUCUACAGAAGAAUCCAUUCUUAUAAAAGGGGUGAUGUGGUGUUAUCUGUUUGGUGUUGCAAUUAAUUACCAAAAUUGCCCAAUGCAUUUCUUGUAUAAAUACAUGUGUGCAGGCCGGCUUUGCAUUCUCUGUGCAUCUAAUUAAUAAUGUUCGUUAAUACAUUUCCCUCAUUUGUACAUAUAGCGUCACUUUUUUAUGAAAGCAACGUAGUUAUAAUGUUAAAACUAAACUUGCACUAAAUGCCGUUUUUUGUAACAAUCUUGUCCCCAGUGGCUAUAGGCUCCUGUGACGAGGUUGCAUUUUGUCUAUAUUCUGGCAGUCGCGUUUAUUUCUAGUCACUUAUGAGUUUUCACUGUAGUCUGAUGAUGAACAUUCUAAAUUAUUGAUGGUAAAUUUCAAAUUUUAAAAUGCAAUGGAUCUAUGUACAGAUAUUUUGACCAGAUGUGAUAUUUGUGGUUCACCAAAGUCUGCCAAAAUCCUGUGUGUGUUUUAGCUUUACACCCUCAUAAACCUGCAUGGACACUUCAAGUCCAAUUAGGGGUGUAAAGAAAAAGGAUAUAGAGUUGACAUAUACUGGGUGUUUCAAAACGUGUUUUGCACUUUUGACAUCUGAUAUCUCCAAGUUAAAGUGGCAAGAACUCCAUAGAAGGUGAUAGAGCAGAGUACACUAUUAGCACUUGUAAAGUGUCAAACUUAUGAAAUCUAUCGAGUUUGAAACUUUUGGAAACAAAAAGGCUAAUUGAGCUGUAAAAAUGUCGAGGAAACUACUUGGUGACAUGUGAAAGAAAUCAAUUUGGAGAAAUAUUGGAAUUUCUGAAAUAUUUUUGUGGUUGUUUUUUGCCCUGUGUGGUAUCAAUGGUUGAUGCCGAUGAAUUAGCUCAUAAAGAGCACAUCGGAUAUUGGUUAACUUCGGAGUUGUUAGAAAUGAAAAAUGUCAAAUUCAUUUUGAUACACCUAUUAGAAGGUCCAAUCAAGUAUGAAAAACGGACCUGGGAGUCCAUUGCAUUAAGAUUGUAAUAAUCGUGUGUACAUAUUGUACAGGUAAAUGCACAUGCACGUGGUUUUGGCAGAGCAAGGUUCAACUCUACUCUUAAGUAGUUGGUCAUAUUUCUUCAUAUUGAUGUAAGUUUUAUUUAUUUUUGCACGUUAUGGCGAUUUGGCCGUGCAAGGUCGAACUUGAUGUGGUUCCUCAUCCACUGUAGGAAGUGAUACAAAAUAUGCUAGUCUAAUACGGAACCUUAAGUAAUACUGGAAGGUGAUGAUACAGGAUCUUUGGAAGGUUUCAGAAAAAUAUCAAGUAAACACAAAAAACGAUGAUUCUAUCAGAGAUUGCUCACCUAGAGCUUUCCAAUGAAUCGUUGUGUCAGUGGGUUUCUCGCACAUUUUCUGGUCAAAUAUGCUCAUCUCAAAGUGACAUUUUAAGGGGGGGGGGGGGCAGAUUUGAGUAGACUGUGUACUAUAAGUUUCAUGACACGUCAGAAAGAGCUCAUCCAAAGCUUUCCCAAUAAAUGAAUAAAGUCAUAGAUUAAUAAACUGUUGUGCGGGGAGAUUGUUAAUUUUCAAUGCAGGGCGGUAUCUCUAUCAGAACAACGUGUGGCUCCAUUGGAAGCUCAUUCAUAAUAAAUUUGGAGAAGCCCGGAUAAAAAAAUUACUAAUGGCUUCAUGAACCAAACGAAGAACUGUUAAAUACUUCAGACAGCGGAAUUUCUUUGACAUUUCAAAACAAUAAUUUUCAAUGUCAGCGUCAAUCGAAGUUGCUAAUUACUGUGACUUUUGUAUUAAAUGAUAGAAUUUGUUUUUCAUUGAAAGUAAAUAGGUUAAAAAUGUUAAAUUGGAAGGUUGUUAUCAUAACACACAAGCGGGCGAACUCAUUUAGUGUGAAUAUACUGUUAUGGUUGUGCCCCCUACUGGACAAUCAAUCUAACUAAUCCCCUUCCUCUGGUGUGGCUCUCCCCUGACCCACUUUUGGUUCCUAAUUGAGUCACUGACCAACUUGACUUGGGGUGUUACUGUCUCAGUCAUAUUGAAGGUUGAGUGAUGAAUUGAGUCACUGACCAACUGGUGCGUCACCAAUAAGAUACCUUUUUCAGUCAGAUUGAAGGUUCGUGGAUGAAUUGAGUCACUGACCAACUGGUGCGUCACCAAUAAGAUAGUUUUCUCAGCCAGAUUGAAGGCCCUUGAUCCCUUUGGAAAGAAAGUUCUUCUGAACUUUGUGAAUAUUCCAGAAUGGCAUAUCGUGUGGCAGUAGCUGCCAGCUAUUUGAAGAAUAUUAGAACAAAAAGACGAAGGUCAAUGUGGUUGUGCCAGUGAAUUGACCUGAAUUGUAAUCUGACAUGAAUUUAGAUUAUCCGUUCAUUCUUCAGUUGGUUGGUGACCUCUCUUAAGGCUGCUCUUCUGCGUGCUAGAGCAACCACGUUGCCCAGCGACUUCCGCUUGGUUGGUUUUGUUUUCGUGACGAUUUCUGCUGAAAUGGACGUCUUUCUUGCUUGUUGUUGGGUGUGUUGCUAUCGCAAGGCCCGUUGACCAGUGUGUCCAGGCGUGUAGAUACUGUACGGUAGUCCAGGUCCUAGCAACGGUGAAACAUGCUCUCCUUUGUGUAGCACUAUUGUGUAUUGUACUUGCACAACGCUAUCCCGUGAGGCUAUAUUAGAUUUCUGAGCCAAAAAUGGUGGCACCCGUUUAAGAUCCAAGUGUUCGACCUAUUUCAAUAUCAAUGGUUGUCUCCCUCUGCAUGCCGAUUAGGAUCAGUUUAUUCCCCUGUGCUCUGAUAUCUCUUGUUCUGGACAAAUCCACCAGGGGGCACUGCAGUCUCAAGCAACAGCGUAUGUUCCUGGACCUAAAAAGCAUCAGGUUCUAUUGUUCAGCCUGAUAGUUCACUGAAUAUGAUCACUUUGAGGGUAAUGAGUUUUGUGAAUCAUGUUUGAUUAUUUCAGAAACGAAAGUAAAAUAUUGUAUAAAAGUACAUACGAUAUGUACGGGCCAGUUUCAAAUACUGGUGGUAAAAGUAUUGAUUUAGUGAGGGCGGCCCACUGCCCUUGCGCUCUUAAGCAUCAACCAAACUUAGGGAGUUGUGCAACAUGGAUACAAGCUGUUCUAUAAGCCUUUAAAAACUGGAUACAGCCUACUAAAACAUACUGCCGUGAUGCACUAUCCUGAUCCACUAUGAGAGUCUCUACCUGUGGUGCUCAUUGAGUGAAUGUCAGGCUAUCUAGACCGAGUAUGAGCCCUUCUGAUAAAGGCACCUGGAAACUUUAACACACUUAAAGAACUAAGUCAUGCAGAAUUGUUGCAUUUUGAAUGCUUGUGCAAUAUGGUGGCAUCAGCCGAUGAAGUUUCAGUAGCCAUCUUGCAUCCACUUUGAAAUAACUGAAAUUUUCUCAUCUCUUUUUCAACAGUUAUCAUUACAAAAAUAGCAUAUUCUUAGCCCUCUGUUGCUUGAGUUUGUGCCUGGUGCCCCCUGGUGGUGGUAUAAUAAAUAGUUGUAUAAACAUUUGGGCAUGUUCUAAAAAGUUAGCUUUUGACUAGUAUUAUAAUAUCGAGGACAGCCUCGUUCCCAAGGAUUGUAUGCAAAUGCCAAUGUAAGCAUCAGUGCUACAGUUAGAGUUCAUGGGAACCAGGUUGUAUUUAUUGUGGGCUGUUGGCCAAAUUUCUGCCUUUAUUAUUUUCACUAUAUAACUCCACUUUUUUGUUGGAUUUGUAAAUAAAAUUUUUAUCUCACAUGA